Bathycoccus prasinos is the source of this 1326-nucleotide messenger RNA. Its product is annotated as dihydrouridine synthase. The record is from RefSeq and is a predicted model, not a curated record. The coding region runs from base 1 to 1326 and encodes 441 amino acids. Gene Ontology annotation, biological process: tRNA processing. NCBI's taxonomy places the organism in Eukaryota, Viridiplantae, Chlorophyta, Mamiellophyceae, Mamiellales, Bathycoccaceae. Gene Ontology annotation, molecular function: flavin adenine dinucleotide binding; tRNA dihydrouridine synthase activity; RNA binding. The transcript has a single exon.
AUGCUCUCCCCUUUCUGCGCUUUUUUAUCCUCUUCCUCCUCUUCCUCUCUCGGUGAUACUACUACUACCAAUAAUGAAAACUAUUACCGAAAACACUUCCAACUCGGUCGAAGCGAAAACUGCCCGCCGUUAUUCGUGGCUCCCAUGGAAGGACUCGGGGACAAAAGGUUUCGAAAAGCGAUUUCUACAGUUGGGGGAAACUUUUACGACGACAUUUGUAAAGAGUUUACCCGAGUACCGGGGAACUUACCGAACGGCGCCAAGGCGGAAAAGUUCAUAAAAAAACUCAGUUUACACGACUACGACGCGUUUGAAUUAGGUUCAGAGGGAGUAAAAGUCUCCGCGCAACUCAUGGGGUCGAACGCGGAGUUGUUGGAGCUGGCGGCGAAAGAAUUGGCGAGCGAAGGCGAGGCGCCGCGAGUGGAUUUGAACUGCGGAUGUCCGGCGAACGUGGUGACUGGGAAAGGCGCUGGCAGCUCUUUAUUAUUGGAUCCGAAUCUGGUGUACGAAUGCAUGCGAAGCGUGAAGAAUGGGUGCGAGGGGUAUCCGGCGGUGCCGAGCUUGAAGAUGCGCGUCGGUUUCGACGACGCGAGUUUGUUUCGAGAGAACGUCCAGGCGGCGUGCGAAGGAGGGGCAGAGAUUUUAACCGUACACGGGAGGACGCGAAAACAGGGCUAUCGAGGGGAGGCAGAUUGGGAGAAGAUUGCCGAGGCGAAGAGUAUUUGCGAAAAGUUUGGCGUCAUGGUUGUUGGGAACGGGGACGUGACCAGUUGCGAACGCGCGGCGAGGAUUUUACGAGAGACCAACUGCGACGGGGUGAUGAUCGGGAGAGGCGCGGUGCAAGAUCCGUUGUUAUUUCGGAGAAUUAAAAGUCGCGUGAGAAGAGACGCGAGUGGAACCGUGACGUUAUUCUCCGAGGAAGAAGUAUCUGAGGAGCAUAAAAUGGAAGAUGAAGCCGAAAGAGUUAUAGUUUUUCUUCGAGCGUUUUAUAACGAAAUGAUUGAAAACGACGUUCGCGAGAGCGAAAAGUCUUCCAGAGGUAAAAUACGCUUGCGCACGAGUAAGAAAGGAAUAAAAAAAACGACCGAUUCGAGACGAGUCGGGAAGUUGAAAUCCAUCGUAAAGUAUUUAUUCGCAGGGAACCCGUAUUUAGCUGAGAAGAUGAACGAAAUAGUCUGCGUGGCCGACCACGAGACCGAGUCCACAGAGAUGUUGAGAAAAGUUGAAGGACUAGUCAUGCAGUAUUGGAAAGGCGAGCCAGGCCACGUCGCGGUGGAUAACUUUUCGUCUCGAACUGGAUACGUCAACGAGCUGACGACGGUGUAG